Striga asiatica is the source of this 888-nucleotide messenger RNA. NCBI's taxonomy places the organism in Eukaryota, Viridiplantae, Streptophyta, Magnoliopsida, Lamiales, Orobanchaceae. The record is from the annotation of a GenBank genome assembly.
AUGUUGUCGCGAAGACAAGAUGCUGCAAAUGACAGGCGUGUCGCCGCCAUCUACAACCUGAGCCGCCAGACCGAGUGGUUUGGCUGCGAGCUCGAGAUGAUGGGUCGUCAAAUUGCAGAUCUGUCCGCAGAGAUCGAGGACAUACGUCUAACUAUCCUUACGAUGGUUCGGGAUAAGCAAACAUACUGUGACGCUGGCAACCGGGGCGUGUGCGGGGGAAUUCGUGAAGGACGUGGAGGUCGUGGUCCAGGCGGGGUGCCCCACCAGGGAUCUCCACAACCACCGUCCGGCGACGAAGACGGCGAGGAGACAGUCUCGGAGGUGAAUCCCUUCGACGAUUUUUCACCCCUGCAUGUCGAGGCUAACCCCUUCGCUGCAUACGGCGGCCACAGGUGUGAGGAGGCUGCCUUCGCCCGUGGAUAUCGUGCCCGACGCAAUUGGGGACUUGAUUGCGAAUAUGGUCAAUGGGAGGGCCCGUUUAGCGUUGACAUCCCCACGUUCGACAUUGAGCAAGUUGAAGAGCCUCCGGUAACUAAGAAAAAUCUUUGCAGGGACAUGGGAAUCGAUGAGAAUGCAGUUGUCGGUAUGGAUAUAGAUGACUGCAAAAUUCGUAGUGCAUCGGUAUCAAUUGAUAUAUAUUCAGAUAUUGAUGCAUCCAUUGUUUGUGAUUCAUGUGAUAUGUGUUAUCACGUUUUUUGUGUGGGAUCUGAUCCUAAAGGCAGAUGUGCUCGCUCUUGGUUGUGCCUAAGAGUCUUGGUAUUUGUUGCUGAUGGUGGUAAGACAGUUGUAGUCGUAUCCCUGUUUGAUGAAAAUAAAGAGAAUGUUGCAUUGGUUGGACGACGUUCAACUUUCGUGAGCGCACCGGCUUCGAAGGUGAAGCCUUCCUAA